UAUCCUCCUCCCGUGCAGGGUUUAAGGACUGUACCAUUCCGAGGAGGUGUCCACAAAAGAAUUAAAGCUAGAUAAAACUAUUAAAACACUGAUACAAAACGUACGUUAUCGUACUGAAGUCCGUAUCUUAUUGUUUUAUGUAAAAUGUACUUCAAAUAUUGUAUACAUAUCACCUAUCCCGAGUUAGUGAUCCUUGGAAUGAUCCUACAUUUUAAACCAAUCACAGGAGAGACAGCGCUAGCCCUUUGAACUUAUUUACUUCAUAGAAGGUAAACAUGGCGAAGAAGCAGGUGAUCAUCGACACAGACUGCGGCAUAGAUGACGCUCAGGCUAUAAUGAUGGCCUUGGCAGCCCCCACCAUUCAGGUCGUGGCCAUUACCUGUGUUUUUGGGAACGCAGCAGUUGAGAAUGUGUGUCAGAACGUUUUGAGGGUGCUCUCCGUCUGUGAGCGUGAGGGGAUUCCAGUGUUUCGAGGUUCUGGUGGUCCUCUAGUUGGAGCCAGUAACCCAGUCAGUAACCACUUUGGAACAGAUGGACUCGGGGACGUGAUUAAAGACAAAGACCCACAGUGGGAGGUGAAAAUCCAGAGAGAGCAUGCAGUCAGUGCAAUGAUUAGGCUGGUGACCGAAAACCAGAAGCAGGUCUCCUUGGUGGCCCUUGGCCCGCUCACUAAUCUGGCAUUGGCUGUCCGACUGGAUCCAUGUUUCCCCCGAAAGCUCAAAGAUCUGUACAUUAUGGGGGGCAACAUGGAAGGAAAAGGAAAUGUGACACUAUGUGCAGAGUUUAACUUUGCACUUGAUCCAGAGUCUGCCUAUAUUGUCCUUGAAGAAUUCCUCUGCCCUACAUACCUUGCAUCAUGGGAAUACUCAUGCAGAAAUGCCCUGACAUGGGAGUUCUUUGAAGAGUUGAUCAAUCAGGAUGCAGCUGCUGCAGUCUUUAUGAAGAUGAUAACGUCUAAGUGCUGGGCUUACUCCAAAGAUGCUAUGAAGAGCAAGAGAGACGUGUACUUUGGACCUGGGUUUGUCUCUUACGAUGCCUAUGCAAUGGCCGCCUGCAUUGACGGCAGCGUGGUGACAGAGAGGAUGGAGUGUCCCGUCCGCGUGGAGCUGCAGGGCUCCAUGACCCGUGGCAUGUUGGCACUGGAUCGCACAAAUGAGCUGAAGAAGAGCCACAGUGUGUUUGUUCUGACCAAGUGUGAUGUUGCCAAGCUUGGUCAGUUACUCAUGGAGUCUCUAAGACAACCUAAGAAGUAAUCAUUGAUGAAAUACAUCAGAAGGAAAAUAAGAAUGUGCCACCCUGAAUCAAAUUAUUUUUGAGUAUAUUGAAUAAAAAAAAAAGCUGAAAAGCUUCAACGUGACUU
Etheostoma spectabile (orangethroat darter) is the source of this 1360-nucleotide messenger RNA. RefSeq names its product inosine-uridine preferring nucleoside hydrolase. Gene Ontology annotation, molecular function: hydrolase activity, hydrolyzing N-glycosyl compounds. The record is from RefSeq and is a predicted model, not a curated record. The coding region runs from base 276 to 1253 and encodes 325 amino acids. Lineage: Eukaryota; Metazoa; Chordata; Actinopteri; Perciformes; Percidae. The transcript has 6 exons.